AUGGUACCAACAACUGCAGUACCAACGCAGUCUGCGUGGAGGACUGUGGAGUCCAACUACAUCUCCUUCAAGGUUGUAGACCUGGAUCCAACCAAAGACUAUGACAACAAAACAUCAGCCGACUACUUAGAGCUGACAGCCCUACUGGAGGAGCUGAUUAGGAACAUCACAGGCGACAUCCUAUCGGUUCAGUUGGUUGACGUCAGACUUCCAGACGCAGGGGUGAUCUUCCAAAUCAACACCACAGUAUCAGAUGUUGAUGCAGUCCGAGAAUCCAUUUUCAACGAGUCUGUAAACGACGUGCUCGGGCCAUUUACAGUAGACGGGAACGCUACAACCUUUGGGCCAAUAUAUUCUCGAUGCUAA
This is a messenger RNA of Branchiostoma floridae (Florida lancelet), 366 nucleotides long. RefSeq lists its product as uncharacterized. The record is from RefSeq and is a predicted model, not a curated record. Lineage: Eukaryota; Metazoa; Chordata; Leptocardii; Amphioxiformes; Branchiostomatidae. Bases 1 to 366 code for a protein of 121 amino acids. The transcript has 4 exons.